UGAACCUGAAUAUUAUCAUUAUAGUGAACCUGAACAUUAUAAUGAAUCUGAAUAUUAUAGUGAAUCUGAACAUUAUAGUGAACCUGAACAUAAUAGUGAAUUUGAAUCUGAAGAACCUGUGAUCAAACGAUCUAAGAAUACAUAUCUUAUUUAG
Scutellospora calospora is the source of this 154-nucleotide messenger RNA. The record is from the annotation of a GenBank genome assembly. NCBI's taxonomy places the organism in Eukaryota, Fungi, Glomeromycota, Glomeromycetes, Diversisporales, Gigasporaceae.